Messenger RNA from Bactrocera latifrons, 2596 nucleotides. Its product is annotated as probable basic-leucine zipper transcription factor E. The transcript is spliced from 4 exons. NCBI's taxonomy places the organism in Eukaryota, Metazoa, Arthropoda, Insecta, Diptera, Tephritidae. The record is from RefSeq and is a predicted model, not a curated record. The coding region runs from base 1937 to 2596 and encodes 219 amino acids.
AACAACAAAUAUAAAUAUAAUUUUUCCCAAAAACAAAAACUAAUAUUUUUCAACCAACGUGUUGGCGUCGGCUCAGCACUCAUAUGCAUGUAUUUGCGGCAAACGAAAAACCUACAUGCAACCGAUAUUUCAAGCUAGAAACAUCCACACACACACACACAUACUAAAUAUAUUAGUGAUUAACUUAUUCGACCAACAACAACUGCAAAAACAAAGAAAACUAUUGAGACAGCGCCGGGCGCAGCCGAAAAUCCAACGGCCUCUUGCAGUCUGCCUACUUAAACACACACACACAUAUACUAUAUACGGCUGUAAAGACACCCAGCGCUACAAACCUGCAGAGGUUGGCGGGCACAACUCACUUUCAUACUAUACUACGGGCACAUAUGGAACACCGGCGGCAUAAAGCGAACUAAGGCGAAGACGACGACGACUGCGACGUCGUUGACAAUAACAAAAGCAGCAACAACAUAAAGCCAAUACGUAUAGCUAGCCAAGUAGCUAAACUGAUCGAUCGAUCGACGCAACGACCGAUAGGCAGUCAGUCAACCACGCAGCAGGUACCCUCAAACACACACACGCACAUAUAUAUAAUAUAUACUAUUCUACACUCGUCUGCAUGUGUGUGCGUGCGGUGGUAACAUAAGAUUUGUCGGCUCUACCUACUUAGCUACUACCUACUGCAACUAUCGUAGCGCCCAAAAACCAACUGAUCGCUGCACAAAAGUAAAUAUCGGCGGCUGCCGCUACAGAGACAAUAACAACAGACGGCAAGUGUAAGAAAUAGCAACAAUUUCUGAGACUCAUGCACGCACAGUUCAUCCAAUUUGAGUGGUGAGGCGAUCGCUUGCCAAUACUUGCACUUUGUUGCCGAGAGAGUUCGUUGGAACAUGAUCCUGACGACAGAAGAGUGAACUACUCAAGCGCUUUUAUUGCAAGCCGAGAGUGAAGCUAUAAAUUUUAGUGAAAUAUUGUUAACUGGUGCGAAAAAGUGCGAAUUUGCUUUUCAUAACAGUGAAAUUAUUGUGUAUACGUAAAUAAAAGCUUUAAAUAAGUUGUCUCCUCACUUCCAAAACUCAAAAUCUCAAUGCAAAACUAAAAAGUGAUCCAUAAGAAAGAUCGUUGAAAUUCGUAAAAAGAACGAUCUCAUACAGUGGUUUGUGAUUCUUUUAGCCCAGCUAAAGUUAAGAAGAUUUUUGUAAAAUAAAAUUGAAAAUAAGUAAAUUUUAAAAAGUGCUCAGUGAAAAUUAAAGCUUUAUAAAAUCAUUUAAAAAAUUAGGAAAGAAGCCUUACAACUAUAUUUGAAGUAUUGUGAAAUUCUGAAAAAAUUCUGGUGCGCAUUAAGAGGUUAUAAACCUUAAUAUUAUGUAAGAAAAAUAAGUGUUUUUAACUCAAAAGAUAAAAAUUAUUUUGUAUUACAUAUGUAGUUCUUCAAUAAAUUGUGAGAUCACGCAAGUUCAGUUAAAAAUUACAGAGGAAAAAAUUGAUUUUUCUUAAAUAAAACCAUAAAAUUUAAGCAAAGUAAUUUUCUACAUGUUUCAAAAACUAAAGUAUUUAAAAAAAUUUUACAAUAUAAAAUAAAAUCUUUCUGAAGUCAAAAAGUGCCUAAUAAUUGAUGAAACGGAUCAAGUUCCAUUUAUAGAACUAGCUGAAUAUCUUGUUGGUGCAAUUAUUAAGUGGAAAAUUCGAUAUAAAAUAUCAUUUUACAAUCUCAAAUAUACAUAUUAGAAAAGUGAUUUUGUAAAUUUUGAGCACGAAAAAUUGUCAAUGUGAAAUAAUUUUCUUUAAAUAAAAAGUAUUAAUCACAAAAAUAUACAUCAAUCAACAAGCUGUUGGAUUCUUCAAAACAUCUCAAUUCGUCUAGCUUCGUUCUGUUCUCAUAUUUCCAUCGCAGUAAAACGAGGCGAUUUUAGCCAGCUAGAUAUGCCUGCACAAUAUGGAACUUGCGAUUUGUAAAACAGAGUUGCCAACUACCAGAUUUAUGCUACCAACUGCACCGGCCUCCUUCUAUCAGAAGAAUAACGCUCACUUCAGUGAGAUACUCAAUUUUAACACCAAUUAUCUAUUCAAUAAGAAUAAUAUAAACAACAACAAUAGUAAUAGUAAUAAUAGUCAAAAUAACAACAGCAACAAUCAUAAUAAUAGUGCCAGUGUGAGUGCAAGUGCAAUUAUAAAUAAUAAUAGUCAAAAUAUUAGUGCUAACAAUAACAACAACCAUAAUACUAAUUCAAUUUUGUGCAACAACGGUAAUAAUAAUAACAACGCAAGCGGCAGCAUGCGUCUGAAAAAGAAUCGGCGAGUGACGUUCCUAAAGAAUCUGAUCGAGACAAAUAUCCGCAUCAAAGAAGAGCCUGAUGAUGGCACCAAAGACAUACAACCGCCAAUGUGCAGUUUAUCGGAUAUGUCCGAUCAUGAAGCGUCAAUCGAUCGCCAUACGCUAAAGUGUUGGACAGUUUCGACGUUAGAUGCAUUAACCCACUUCUCAUCACCACUGGGUUUAACGACUGCUGAUAAUACGGUUCUCAACCUCGUUGACAGACAUAUCUUUUGUGACCUUAACACUACUUCGUAUUUGCAGAACGUGCAGGUCUUUUGA